Seminavis robusta is the source of this 1886-nucleotide messenger RNA. Lineage: Eukaryota; Bacillariophyta; Bacillariophyceae; Naviculales; Naviculaceae. The record is from the annotation of a GenBank genome assembly.
CCGGUAUCGUACGUCCGUAGAAAGUAAAGGCGCAAAAGUGAGAAAGUGAGCAACCCCUGGUGGAGGGGCAUCUCGCUUGUCUUCUUCGUUUUUAGAAACAUGGCUUCCACAGCUCUUCCGCGCACAUCAAAACGCGAUACGUCUUACUGCACCACAAACCUUUCAAGAAUUGCUCCCCAUAGCUUUCAACCAAACGCGACAUCUAGCUAGCGAAGCUUGCUUGCUGUCUGUUUGUUUGUUCUAAAGGUGAUCAAAAAGAAGGCAAAGUAGCUUCGAAAAUCAUUAUUCGAAGAGCUAUUCGAAGCUUCUUGUACCGUACACUUCGACCAUGGCGCAAUCAAUUGAUGUUGCUGCCUAUCAGCUCUUGAAGAAGUAUCCACCGGAUAAAGGGAAUACCUAUUCGUUUCCCCCAGAAGAGAAUCUAUGGUUGCACAGCCAUCAGGCCAUCCUCGGUGAGGCGGAGAGCAUGCGGAAGGCUCUGGAAGCCUUGGUGGAGAGACGCAAGACGACAGCCAAGAACGAGCCUCUGGAAGCAUGGGUGGUGGACUGCCUCCACACCGUUUGGAGCGGACACCGUCAGUACCUGGAAGCGCACCAUGAACAUGAGGAAGUCACUGUGGGCGAGAUUGCCAAGAAACGAUUCCAAUGGCCCAAAGAGAUCUCGACAACCCACGCUGACAUUGACAAUAUGUUCAAAGCCAUCCAAGACUUGAUGGUGAACUUGCGGAGUGCUAUGGAAACUCAGAACGGUCUCGAAGCUGACCAAGUGUUGGAGCGACUUUUGGAAAAAUGGACAGGAUACCAGAAAGAGUUAACGUUGCAUAUUGAAUUGGAAGAAGCAACUAUUGUUCCAUUGGUCAGAGCUUACAUGUCUCACAACGAAAUGAACAUGCUAAUAUUCAAAAUCAUGUCCAAUGUGCCGAAGAAUGAGCUCGGGGCGAUUGUCCACUACACUGGUGAAGAGCACAUUCGGACUGUGAGCAUGCCCUAUCAAAGAAUGCCAUCAUUCCUUUGGCAAUGGCUUUUGAAGCCUGCUGUGGACUCGUAUCGCCUGACAUAUGUUGCGAGUGCAGAGGCAGUGCGCCUCGGGAUCCCAAAGCCUUCCGAGCCCAAGCCAGCGGGGUUGACCAGUCGUUUUUUCAAGGGCAUGAUGGCUUGCUUUUCAUUUCCAUUUUCAGUCCUUCAGAAUGUGUUGACUACUCUCACUGCUUCCAAUCCAACAAAGGCGCUCAAGUCGGAUUGAAUUGGUACAGUGUAGUUGUUUCUUGUGAGCAAGCGUAUCUGCUUAGCUAUUGUUGAACUGUGGCUGACUUCCCCAUCUGUCCUUUGGCAUGGCUGGUGCUGUAUGAGCUCACCUGAGCCUACUUAUUUAGUUUAGAAAGGUCUGUAAUUUCUCGCUUCUAGCUUCGCAGUAUUUUAAAAUAGUAGCUCAGAGGCAGGCUCUUUACGACAAAGAUUCCAGGUAGUUUGCGUCUCUGGUUCUGAGAGUGAUUGUUCCAGCACCUGCAGAAUGUGGACAGUAUCCUUUUGGCCCUUCUCUCGUCAGAGUUACAUCAUUAGACAGUUUGGCACAUUGUGUCAAUGUACUUUCCUGAAGAUUGUCAGCUACCGGUAGAGUCUGGCUUACCUUGGGCUACAACCUGCAUACAAGAGCUGCUGGCGGUGGAUGUACAUGGUGCGUUUGUGCUGUCCACACCACGAUGGAGAACCCUCCUCUGCACUUUCCACGCCACAUCGAGACCGCAAUCGCAAGCUGAUUGGUGUCUGGAUCGCGCGUGACCAAAACAAGAACCCCCAAAGCAGAAGCUUCGCGAAAAAAUGAGGGGGGUCGUAUCUUUGACCCCGCGUAGCCUCUGGUAAAUCUUCUACGUGACCUUUGCGAAAGA